AUCAAGAAACCAUUCCCCAGGAGCGCAUCUUGGGGACCUAUAUAUUCUCAGUCUGGCACUCACUUCAUCACUUCAAUUCUCUCUGUUUUCUCUGAAAAGAAAAAAGAAUGGCCGCCAGACUCGUCUUCCACAACGUCUCUCUAGAUCCCAACCCGGGAAUCGGAAUUCUCUUCGUCCGAGUGAUCUCUAAGGUCUCCACGGCCGCCGGGUCUGCUGUCGGGGGCGUUUACACCGCCCAGCCCAUUGUCUUCAACCCAAUUCGUGAUUUGGGUACCCUGAGAAACGCUUCUCGCUUCUUCUCCGGCGCGGUCGCCGGGCAUCUCGGCCGGGAUCCAGAAUCCACCGCGCCGAUCACUUACCAGAUCGCCAUGAACGCUUUUCGAGUGUUUAUGAGCCAGGGACGGACUCGCGGGGUACGGAUUCAUGCCGAAUUUGAGGUUGUCUUGGAGCCAGACGGAUUCUUUGACGGCGGCGUUCUGGUUCUCGAUGCUCUGCCAUACCCAGAGAAUCUUGAUUAUGUGGAGAGACAUCCCAAUUUUGUGGGCUCGAACAGAGGAAUCCCGGCGGGCGGAUUCAUGGACGGCGGUGCCCUAGUUCUGGAUUCUCUGCCGCCGUACGAGGAGGAAGUGUAUGACUCUGUGGAUGGGAUAAUUCCCAAUUUCGUUCGCUCGAACAGAGGAAUUCCGGCGGGCGGAUUCAUGGACGGCGGUGCCCUAGUUCUGGAUUCUCUGCCGCCAUACGAGGAGGAAGUGUAUGACUCUGUGGAUGGGAUUAUUCCCAAUUUCGUUCGCUCGAACAGGGGGAUGACGGCGGCGGAGAUUUCUCGGUUGGAAAAAGUGACCCAAAUCGGCGGCGAAGGCGGAACUUGCUCCGUCUGUCUGGACGAUUUCUCCGCCGGCGACUUGAUUACGCCGCUGACGCCGUGCUCUCACAGCUUUCAUGCGGGUUGUAUUGAGAUUUGGCUAAGGAAAAGUCGAAGUUGCCCUGUGUGCAGAACAAUAUGCACAACUCUUUGAUGAUCGGCGGCCUGCCGGAAAUUUUUGGGGGUAACAGAACAUGUGUUUUCGGCGCCGGCGGCAAACAGAGCCUUUUAUUCUUUUUAGAUGUUUUUUUAGGUUUAAAAAUUUCUUUACCCCUAGGAUUGAUUUUUUUAUUUCAAAAAAAAAAAAAUUAGGGCUGAUUUUUAGGUGUAAAACUCGAAAGAAAGUACUUGUACUUUC
Cuscuta campestris is the source of this 1220-nucleotide messenger RNA. The record is from the annotation of a GenBank genome assembly. Lineage: Eukaryota; Viridiplantae; Streptophyta; Magnoliopsida; Solanales; Convolvulaceae.